This is a messenger RNA of Echinococcus granulosus, 843 nucleotides long. RefSeq lists its product as hypothetical. The record is from RefSeq and is a predicted model, not a curated record. Bases 1 to 843 code for a protein of 280 amino acids. NCBI's taxonomy places the organism in Eukaryota, Metazoa, Platyhelminthes, Cestoda, Cyclophyllidea, Taeniidae. The transcript has 5 exons.
AUGUACUAUGUGAAUGCUAGAUCUGUUUUGCACACUUUUGUAAGUGGUGGAGCAUUCCCAUCGGAAAAUACCUCAUAUACACAAGAAUUUCUAACACUAUCGAAAUUAAAAAUGAAGGGCGUGCUGGUGGCUUUUAUUUUGCAAGAUAUUAAUCACAACAACCCAGGGCAUAUAAGCGAGAAGUGUGUGCCUAAAGAAAUUAAGGAGUGUAAAAUUUCUUGCUCAGCGCAAAGACUCAAGCAUAAAUAUGGCCUAGAAUUAAAAAAAUUUGGUUUUAUUCUGCUGAAUACACACCAUUGGAGAAUAAAUCACGCCAAUUCGCCGACUAUUAUUAAAGUGUCAAUGCCAAGCGCUUCUGUGCACGUUCAUCCCAACUUCAUGGGGGGAGAAUAUUUGACAGUAAAUUGUAGAUUACGCGAGCACUUAUGUAGUCGCCUUUGCAAUUGGAAAAAUAAGUCAUUAAACCAGCUUUAUUUGCUUCAAAAGCACACCUCUUUGCAUAAAACGAAUCAAUAUUAUAAAUUUUGCUUAACAAUCCCCUUGAGACAGGAUGAGGAAUAUCUUUCCGGUAUUUUCACACCACAGAAAUUGAGUAAAUCCAUAAUGCAACCGCAGUCAGAAACACACAGAGCUGCACAAAAGAGGCGAAGGCUCAUUCUGGUAAAAGCUAAUGUGAUGCAGUGUGGAAUAUACAAAGUGCGCUAUUAUAUAAAAACAAGGGUAAAAUAUCAAACAGUAUCAUUAACUUGCAAAUUUCAUUAUAGUAAAUUUCACAGAUCAGGCGACUUCUUAUGGCUUGAUCAUUAUGCUAUUGCUAUCUUUGACUCUAUUCGACAACAUUAA